AUGGAAAUGGGAUCUGGAUCAUCGGCAGACAUAUUACCUACAGCUCUUUGCUGCACCAUUUGCAGCCAUUGGGAGGACUCUCAGCCCAAGCCGCUUAUCAAAAGAUUCGAGCAUAUAUGGCUUAAAGAUGACACCAGUCACCAAAUUAUUAAAGAGGAAUGGGAUAAAACUGAGGGUAACACCCAAACUAAACUUCUGAUGGUUUUUGAGAAGAUUUAUCAAUGGGGCAAUGAGAAGUAUGGUAAUGUGCCUAGACAAACUCAGGAGCUCAAGGACACAACUCCUACCAAAGGUGACCUUGAGCAGAUUAAGAAGCUAGAAUACAAGCUAGAUGAUCUCAUAAAGCAUGAAGAGGAAUGGUGGGUUCAGAGGGCUAAAGCCAAUUGGCUAGCCCAUGGAGAUAAAUAUUUGAAAUAUUUCCACUUCAAGGCUUCCCAAAGGAAAAGGAAAAAUAAGUUUGGAGAUUGCAUUCUGAUCCUAAUUCUUUACUCAGUCAAUGCCUAA
This is a messenger RNA of Trifolium pratense (red clover), 504 nucleotides long. RefSeq lists its product as uncharacterized. The record is from RefSeq and is a predicted model, not a curated record. The coding region runs from base 1 to 504 and encodes 167 amino acids. Lineage: Eukaryota; Viridiplantae; Streptophyta; Magnoliopsida; Fabales; Fabaceae. The transcript is spliced from 2 exons.